AUGACUGCAACCAACGGCCGUCAUCUCGAUAACGGGAGCCCCUCCACCACCCUCCGUAGGGCUGAGGAAGUGCACGAUCUCAUCGAGGCUGUCCGAGGUCUCAUUGUACCCUUCAUCAAGGCUGCCGACGAUGCAGCGUCGCAGCGGGCCACAGGAGACCUUGCCCCGGGCGAGGCUAAUGUCUUGGUUGACUUUCAAAAGCCCCGUGAAUUAGUUGACCGGAUCAAGUUCUCUUUGCCGAACGAGGGUCAGGGCAAAGAGGGUCUCCUAGAGAUCAUCCAGCAAGUCCUCCAGAACAGUGUCAAUACUUGGGACCAGGGUUUCCUUGACAAGCUCUAUGCGAGCACGAAUGCGCUGCAUGUAUUCCAGGUCUCUCCCGCCCUGACUGUGAUUGAAAAGACCACGGCAAAGACCCUGGCGCACUUGUUUGGUUUCACUGGCCCACGAGCUGGUGGUAUUUCUUGCCAGGGUGGAAGUGCUUCUAAUCUGACUUCCCUUGUCGUGGCUCGCAACACUCUGUUCCCUGAGUGCAGGAUCUCCGGCAAUGGUGACCGUGAUUUCGUUGUCUUUACAAGCGCUCAUGGUCAUUACUCGGUUGAGAAGAGCGCCAUGAUCUGCGGUCUCGGCUCCUCCAGCGUGUGGCCAGUGGCUGUGGACGAGCACGGCUGCAUGAAGCCUGACGCCCUGCGAGAGCAGGUUCUCCGCGCAAAGGCUGAAGGCAAGACACCUUUCUAUGUCAACUCUACAGCAGGCACAACUGUCAUGGGAUCGUACGAGCCAUUCGAGGAGAUUUCCAAGAUAUGCAAGGAGUUUGGUCUGUGGAUGCACAUCGAUGCUAGUUGGGGUGGUCCAGCCAUCUUCUCGUCGCAGCAAAAGUGGAAGCUCAACGGCUCUCACUUGGCUGACUCUUUGACGGUCAACCCUCACAAGAUGAUGAACGUUCCUGUUACUUGCUCGCUCCUCCUGGGUCCCGAUAUGAACAUCUUCAACAAGGCCAACAGCACCGCUGCAGGGUAUCUGUUCCAUACCAGUGACAGCGGUGACAUCUGGGAUCUUGCCGACCUGACCCUUCAGUGUGGACGACGUGGAGACAGCUUGAAGCUUGCCCUUGCCUGGAUCUACUAUGGUGCUGCUGGUUUCGAGAAGCAGAUUGACCACGCAUUCGAGCAGUCUGCGUACCUUGCCAACCUCAUCAAGCAGAGUGACAACUUUGUCUUGGUAUCUCAGGAUCCUCCACCUUGCCUACAAGUGUGCUUCUACUACGCCCCCGGUGGAGACUUGCCCGAUGACAAGGAGGUCAACACUCUCCGAACCAAAACCAUGGUCGAGAAGAUGAUCCUCAGGGGUUACAUGGUUGACUAUGCUCCCGGACCUAAGGGUAGCUUCUUCCGAGUUGUGGUCAAUUGCCAGACGCUGAAGGGAACCGUCGAAGGUCUCGUCAAGGGCCUUGAGGAAGUUGGACGCGAGUGA
Molecule: messenger RNA, 1470 nt
Organism: Fusarium vanettenii 77-13-4
Lineage: Eukaryota; Fungi; Ascomycota; Sordariomycetes; Hypocreales; Nectriaceae
Exons: 3
Coding region: 1-1470 (489 amino acids)
Biological process (GO): carboxylic acid metabolic process
Cellular component (GO): cytoplasm
Molecular function (GO): pyridoxal phosphate binding; carboxy-lyase activity
Source: RefSeq, a predicted model, not a curated record